Molecule: messenger RNA, 3511 nt
Organism: Musca vetustissima
Lineage: Eukaryota; Metazoa; Arthropoda; Insecta; Diptera; Muscidae
Product: dipeptidyl peptidase 9
Exons: 11
Coding region: 116-3478 (1120 amino acids)
Biological process (GO): proteolysis
Molecular function (GO): serine-type peptidase activity; dipeptidyl-peptidase activity
Source: RefSeq, a predicted model, not a curated record
UUUUGCAAAAAAUCCAUGCUGCCACUGGUCGGAUAUUUUUAGAAAGUUUUGUGUGGAGUUAACGACGGAAAAAUUGUGGAGUGAGCGCGCUCGAGUGUGAGUAGAGGAGCAAACUAUGGACACCACCAUGACACAGCAGAGAAAUCGUAUGCAGUCGUCAACAUCAACUACCAACAGCAGUUCUGCAUCAGGAAGUAUUAAUGCAAUACAAAGCGGUAGCGGCGGCGUCGGCGGCAAUAACAGCCAGGGCACUACGUCAGCAAUUGCCCCGGCUACAUCACCACCAACACCCAUCGAAAGGAAUACUUCCUCGUUUGCCAACCUUUUAGAUGGCUUUACGUCUCGUGUUUCGGGCGAUCGCCAAAGUCAAAGUGCUGCCAGCACUCCCAGCUCCAGCAGCUCAUCGGCAGCGGUAGGCCUCGGUGGUGGUGCCGCCAUUUCAACAGCAAGUUUGGUUAGUGGAGCAUUGGGUGGAGCCAGUUCCAUUGCAAGUUUGACAAGUAUAGGUUCUACGGCCAAUGCGUUUUAUUCCUCUAUUGGUUUAGCUUUCAAUUCAUUGACAUCACCGAUAACAGCUGCAGCGGCGGCCGCUUCUGCAACUACGGCAGAAGUGGUGGUUGCUGCUGCUUCGGCCAUUUCAAAUCAUCUCAGUUCACCGACCAGCACCACUCCGCCGCAUGGAGAACUUGAUGACGAAGAUGAAGAUUGUGACGAGGACGACGACGAGGAAGACGAUGGUGAAGACAGCCACAUCCCUGCGCCCACACCCAAGAAAAGUUGGUCUGAAAUAAAGGCAACCGUCAAUGAGAUACGAAAACAAAUGUCCAAGCUGUGCAGCAUGGUGCCCUCGAGCAUACAAUUUCGCACACUUUCCGACGGUCGCGUGCGUUGCUAUUUCUUGAGUACACCACCGAAUGCCUGGGAGACAACACUCUUGUAUACAGACAUUAAUUUAUCCAAUGCCACGACAACGACAAAUAAUACCGACGACUUGGCCUCGCCAGAUAGUCCAAAUGAUAGUGGCAGCAUACGAAUGGGAUCACCGCCGCCAUCGUCACAUGCAUCAUCGCCCACAAUGCAAUCGGGAUUUCUGGGAGGUUAUGGUAAUUUUGGCAAAAGACUUCAAUGGAAUGUGGUAUUGCAACAGCCUUUGUCUAAUGUGGCCACGGCCGGCGGGAGCGGUAUGAAUGUUUGGUCAAGGGAAUUUCAGCUAAUGCAGGAACGCAAACGUCUUUCGACUUGGGGCAUAACUUCAUACGAAUUGCACAAACCAAGUGGCAAAAUAGUGUUUCCAUGCUUCAAUGAUUUGUAUCAGUGUUUGGAUACUGGAUAUAAUAACAGCCCGCUCUUCCCCAUACAAUUGCGCACAUGCCCACAAUGGGCGGCAUUGGAUCCACAAAUAUGCCCACAAAAUUCCGAUUUAAUAGCAUAUAUAAGCGGAUGUGACAUUUGGGUAACUCAUACACUAAGUGGUCAUGAGGAACGUCUAACGUUUGCCCACGAUGGACGACGCUCCUUUGCCGAUGAUCCUCUUAGUGCCGGUCUGCCAUCCUAUGUUAUGCAAGAGGAGUUUAGCCGUUAUCAGGGUUAUUGGUGGCAGCCACAUUCUGAUGACGGCAUAUACCGCAUUGUUUAUGAAGAGGUUGACGAAUCGGAUGUUUGUUUAUAUACCUUCCCAUCGGCCCAUGCUGCACCGGGUGAAAUGGAAGAGUAUCGAUUUCCACGCACCGGCACCGCCAAUGCAAAAUCCAAACUGAAAAUGGUUCAAUUCAUUUUAAAUGAAUCCUUGCAAAUAAGCGAUGUAUGCAUCAAAGACUUGCCAUAUUCCUUGACAGGUGUACUGCCAUGGUUAGAGUAUAUAGUUAGAGUUGGUUGGACUCCAGAUUCUAAAUAUGUAUGGAUGGCCGGAAUGGACCGCAAACAGCAGCGUUUGGACUUAAUACUUAUACCAGUAGAUAAUUUCUGUGAAACAUAUAGUAGUUCCACAUCAUCACCAUCGGGCUCCACCGAUCAUAGCUGGAAGAGUCCAUUUUGUCGGACGAUAUCUCCUUUGCAGGUCAUAUAUUCUCAAGAAUCAGAAUCAUGGAUUAAUGUCCAUGAUCUAUUAUAUUUUCUUGAAAUUACCGACACCACAAUAACCUUCCUUUGGGCCUCCGAGGAAACGGGGUUUCGCCAUUUAUAUUUAAUUACAUCGAGCCUUUGUCCAAAGUCCCUAAAUGGCUGCAAUGAAAACAUUUCAGCGGCAAGCUCUUCUUACGAUAAUAGUCAACGCUUAAAGUUCCAUGGUGCAAAUACAGAAAAUCAAGCCGAUAUUAUGGAUGGAGCAACGCUACACCCAAGAAUUAUUAAUAAAGUCGCAUUAACUUCCGGCGAAUGGGAAGUGCUUGGUCGCAAUUUAUGGGUUGAUAAAGAACAACAGCUUGUGUACUUUUUAGGCUUAAGAGAAACGCCCUUAGAAAAACAUCUCUAUGUUGUUAGUUUACAAAGGCCUGAACAUAUACGGCAAUUAACAGAAUCUGGCUAUUCAUAUGUGGUAGAAUUUGAUGAUUCUUGUCAAUUAAUGUUGCAAAUUUACUGCAACAUUCAACGUUUGCCAUCGUGCAAAGUUAUGCGUUUAGUGCAAACAUGUCAAAAUGGUGGUGUAAAUGGCAUACAACUAUCAUUGAUGGGCUAUUUACAUGAAGGUGGAAAACCUGAACCCCAGUAUUGUCCACAAAUCUAUUCGCCACAACUGCCUUCGGGAGAGAUUGUAUAUGCCAUGGUGUUCAAACCGCAUAAUUUUCAAUUGGGUGUUAAAUAUCCAACUGUAUUGAAUGUUUAUGGUGGUCCAGAAGUGCAAACAGUUAAUAAUACAUUUAAGGGAAAACAUCAAUUACGUAUGCAUAUGCUUGCCGCUCAAGGCUAUUGUGUCAUUUGUAUAGAUUCACGAGGUUCCCGACAUCGUGGUAUUAAAUUUGAAAGUCAUAUACGUUGCCGUAUGGGUCAAGUGGAAUUAGCCGAUCAAGUUCAUGCAUUACGAAUAUUGGCUGAUCAACUGGGAUAUAUAGAUAUGAAUCGUGUUGGUAUACAUGGUUGGUCAUAUGGUGGUUAUUUAAGUCUUAUGGGCUUAGUGCAUUAUCCAAACAUAUUUAAAAUUGCUAUUGCUGGUGCACCAGUCACAAAUUGGGAAUAUUAUGAUACCGGUUAUACAGAGCGAUAUAUGGAUUUGCCACAAAAUAAUAAAUCGGGUUACGCGGCUGGUUCGGUGCUCAACUAUAUACCCCUAUUUCCUGAUGAAGAAAAUCGUCUAUUGCUCAUUCAUGGCCUCAUCGAUGAAAAUGUACAUUUUUUCCAUACAUCGCAGCUAAUCAAUGCCUUGAAUAAAGCAAAUAAGCCCUAUACUCUGCAUAUAUUUCCCGAUGAACGGCAUUCGUUGCGUAAUUUGGAAUCCAAUAAGAAUUACGAGACGAAGUUAUUGUCAUUUUUGCAGAACUUAUAAGAAGCCAGCAAACAAACUAGAAACAGCAGAAAA